Momordica charantia (bitter melon) is the source of this 570-nucleotide messenger RNA. Lineage: Eukaryota; Viridiplantae; Streptophyta; Magnoliopsida; Cucurbitales; Cucurbitaceae. The record is from RefSeq and is a predicted model, not a curated record.
UUGUUUUUCUCGUACUUCAAGGAUUUGGUGGGCAGAGAGGUGACGGUCGAGUUGAAGAACGACCUAGCGAUUAGAGGAACUUUGCACUCUGUCGAUCAAUAUCUCAACAUCAAACUUGAAAACACGAGGGUUGUUGAUCAAGACAAAUACCCUCAUAUGCUUUCAGUGAGAAACUGUUUUAUCAGGGGGUCGGUGGUGAGAUAUGUUCAACUUCCGCCAGAUGGUGUUGAUAUCGAGCUCUUGCAUGAUGCCACAAGACGCGAGGCUCGGGGUGGCUAAUGUCAGUUAGUUUGAAAGCUUGUUUGGAAUUGCAUCAUAAUUGAUGGUGCACCUUUCCUUCAGUAUACACUGCGAGACUAUUAGAAGUUUGUACUUUGUAGUUGCUACACUUUAUUCUAUGGAAAGAAUCUAAUGACAUUCUUAUUAACAUGUGUAAGUGAAACCAAAGCGGAGGUCUCAGAGUUCGAGUUUGGUUGUGAAUGCAUAUAACAGAUUCGAGGUAUAAGAGUUUGAACUUCUGACCUCAUGCAAAGGAACAUGUGUCAGUUGAGUUAUGUUUAUGUUGACAUA